Cornus florida is the source of this 1680-nucleotide messenger RNA. RefSeq lists its product as uncharacterized. Gene Ontology annotation, cellular component: chloroplast. Gene Ontology annotation, biological process: regulation of DNA-templated transcription; chloroplast organization. The transcript is spliced from 3 exons. The coding region runs from base 1 to 1680 and encodes 559 amino acids. NCBI's taxonomy places the organism in Eukaryota, Viridiplantae, Streptophyta, Magnoliopsida, Cornales, Cornaceae. The record is from RefSeq and is a predicted model, not a curated record. Gene Ontology annotation, molecular function: double-stranded DNA binding.
AUGCGAGUAUUGCAGAAGUGGUUGAGAAAUUCUCGUUUCAUCUGCACCCAAUCGUCAAUACUGCUAGCUUUGAGGUGUGUUGUUGUAUCAACUUCACUUACCCACAAACUCCAUUUUCUUCAACACCACCCAUUAUCUUCUUCAUCAUCAUUAGCUCUCAAAUCCAUAUCUAGCACUUCAAAUCAACACUCAUUCACAGUCGAUUACCUUAUUAAAUCAUGUGGGUUUCCUCCAGAAAAGGCUCUCUCGGCCUCCAAGUACGUGAACUUCAAAACCCCAGACCAACCAGACUCUGUUCUCGCAUUCUUCAGAAACCAUGGAUUCACCGAAAUCCAGAUCUCACUUCUCAUCAGAAGACUCACUCGGCUACUCUUGUCCGAUCCCGAUAAAACCCUUUUACCCAAAAUCGAAUUUUUCCACUCUAAAGGUUUUUCAACCCAAGAGAUUUCCAAAAUACUGUCUGCAGCACCACGUGUUUUGAGAAGAAAUUUGGAAAACCAAAUCAUCCCAUCGUACAAUUUCUUGAAGGAAUUUCUCAAGUCCGAAGCAAAGACGAAUGCCGCCAUUAAACACUUUGCUAGGAUUUUGUUGUAUGAUCUUCACAUAAAUGUAGCACCCAAUAUUGAAGCUCUGAGAGAAAUAGGUGUGCCCGAAUCGAAUAUUGUGGCUCUCUUGACAAAUCUACCUGGUGCUUUCACAGCUAGUACUGAUAGGUUUAAGGAGAUUGUGGAAGAAGUAAAGAAAAUGGGCUUUAACCCUGAAAAAAUGACGUUUGCUCUAGCAAUUGGUGCAGUGAAGGGAAUGAGUAAAUCAACUUGGGAAAAGAAGGUGGAGGUUUAUAAGAAGUGGGGUUUGUCUGAGGAUGAGAUUUUGGUGGCUUUUGGGAAGCAACCACAGUUUAUGGUGAUAUCAGAGGAUAAGAUUAUGGGGAUAAUGGAUUUUUUUGUCAAUAAAAUGGGUUGGGAGUCUUCGAUUGUUGUGAGGACGCCAGUGCUUGUUGGCCUGAGCUUGAAGAGGAGGAUCAUUCCAAGGUGUUUGGUUUAUCAAAUUCUGUUGUCCAAAGGUUUGAUUAAGAAAGAUUUUGGCUUGAUUCAGAUGUUGGUGUCUCCUGAAAGUUACAUCCUACAGAAGUAUGUGAAAAAAUAUGAGAAAGAAGCUCCUGAGCUUUUGAAGUUAUAUCAGGAGAAGUUGAAUCUUUCAAAGUUUAAGGAGAUUGUGGAGGAAGUAAAGAAAAUGGGUUUUAACCCUACAACAAUGAUGUUUGGUAUAACAAUUUAUGCACUGAGGGCAAUGAGUGAAUCAACUUGGGAAAAGAAGGUGGAGGUUUAUAAGAAGUGGGGUUUGUCUGUGGCUUUUGUGAAGCCUCCAAGGUGUAUGGUGGCAUCAGAGGAUAAGAUUAUGGGGAUGAUGGAUUUUUUUGUCAAUGAAAUGGGUCGGGAGUCUUCGAUUAUUGCGAGGAGUCCAGUGCGUGUUUCCCUGAGCUUGGAGAGGAGGAUCAUUCCAAGGUUUUUCGUUUAUCAAAGUCCUUUGUCGAAAGGUUUGAUUAAGAAGGAUUUUGGCUUGAUUAAGAUGUUGGUGUCUCCUGAAAGUUACUUCCUAAAAAAUUUUGUGAAAAAAUAUGAGGAAGAAGCUCCCGAGCUUUCGAAGUUUUACCAGGAGAAGUUGAAUCUUUCAAAGUAA